Molecule: messenger RNA, 981 nt
Organism: Impatiens glandulifera
Lineage: Eukaryota; Viridiplantae; Streptophyta; Magnoliopsida; Ericales; Balsaminaceae
Product: GTP-binding nuclear protein Ran-3-like
Exons: 8
Coding region: 94-759 (221 amino acids)
Biological process (GO): ribosomal subunit export from nucleus; protein import into nucleus
Cellular component (GO): cytoplasm; nucleus
Molecular function (GO): GTPase activity; GTP binding
Source: RefSeq, a predicted model, not a curated record
UAUAUAAACUCUGUACGCCUUCAUCUCAAAUCAACCCUUCGUUUUCUCUCUCAACUUCUCAGCCGCCGCCGGAAAAAGAUUCCGAUUCCGAUAAUGGCUUUACCUAACCAGCAAACUGUUGAUUAUCCAAGUUUCAAGCUUGUACUUGUUGGAGACGGAGGAACAGGAAAGACAACAUUUGUCAAGAGACAUCGAACUGGAGAGUUUGAGAAGAAAUAUGAGCCAACCAUUGGUGUGGAGGUUCACCCAUUGGAUUUCUUUACCAACUGUGGGAAGAUCAGGUUUUAUUGUUGGGAUACAGCUGGGCAAGAGAAAUUUGGUGGUCUUAGGGAUGGAUAUUACAUCCAUGGACAGUGUGCUAUCAUCAUGUUUGAUGUAACAGCAAGAUUGACAUACAAGAAUGUCCCAACAUGGCAUCGGGAUCUUUGCCGGGUGUGUGAGAAUAUCCCAAUUGUGUUAUGUGGGAACAAGGUUGAUGUGAAGAACAGGCAAGUAAAGGCAAAGCAAGUCACAUUUCAUAGAAAAAAGAACUUGCAGUACUAUGAGAUUUCAGCCAAGAGUAAUUACAAUUAUGAGAAACCCUUCCUUUACCUUGCCCGUAAACUAGCUGGUGAUCCUAACUUACAUUUCGUGGAGAUGCCAGCACUUCUUCCACCAGAAGUUACCAUUGAUAUGGCUGCUCAACAACAGCAUGAAGCUGAGCUUGCUGCAGCUGCAAAUCAGCCUCUUCCAGAUGAUGAUGAUGAUGCAUUUGAGUAGAAGAAGAGAGAUUUGUUUGGUUCCCUUCCCCUUUGUUUGAAUGGUGAUUUUCUUUUGUGUCUUUGUUGAGAUUGUGUCCCAGUCUUUUGAAACUUUUUAAUGUGUGUGGUGUUCCAAUAUGAUGAGCUCAUAUCAUAUAGAAACGGGUUUCUCUUGAGUUUUUGGCCAUUUAGCCGGAUUUUGUAUGGAAAGCCAUAAUCAGAUUUGGAAUUUUUAGUUUUA